Aaosphaeria arxii CBS 175.79 is the source of this 1249-nucleotide messenger RNA. Its product is annotated as ornithine carbamoyltransferase mitochondrial precursor. Gene Ontology annotation, biological process: L-citrulline biosynthetic process. Gene Ontology annotation, molecular function: ornithine carbamoyltransferase activity; amino acid binding. Lineage: Eukaryota; Fungi; Ascomycota; Dothideomycetes; Pleosporales. The transcript is spliced from 3 exons. Bases 73 to 1170 code for a protein of 365 amino acids. The record is from RefSeq and is a predicted model, not a curated record. Gene Ontology annotation, cellular component: mitochondrion.
CUAUUCUUCAGCACAAAACAAAACACCAAAUUUUCUUCUCAAUUGCUGAUCGCUCAACCUCUGCAAUCCCCAAUGGCGUCUACACGACCAAUUACUACAGCUUUUCGAAGCUCGCCUCGUGCUCAAUUGCGUUCCGUCUCCACGUCGUCCCCCGCUGCUCCACCCACAUCACCAUUUGCUCCUCGACAUUUGCUAUCGAUAGCAGACCUUACUCCCUCAGAACUCACCACACUCAUCCGUAAUGCACACCACCAUAAGUCAGUUAUCAAACCUACGGGUCAAGUGCCUUUGUCCCUCCGAAGUGGAUUGGCUGGAAAGACAGUCGCGAUGACCUUCAGCAAACGAAGCACUCGCACUAGGUUGUCUGCUGAGGGUGCUGUCGUUGCGCUGGGAGGCCAUCCUAUUUUCUUGAGCAAAGAUGACAUUCAAUUGGGAGUCAAUGAGUCAGUAUACGACACCGCCGUUGUCGCGUCAAGUAUGACUGCAGCCCUCAUAGCUCGAGUGGGCCCGCAUUCGGACGUCGCAGACCUAGCAAAGUACUCCUCUGCUCCUGUCAUCAAUGCCCUCUCCGAUCUCUAUCAUCCACUCCAGACCCUCGCCGACUUCCUCACGAUUGCCGAAACAUACCCCUCGAACUCAGCAGGAUCGCUUGGACUAGAGGGCCUCAAGAUCGCUUGGGUUGGUGAUGCCAACAAUGUUUUGUUUGACCUCGCCAUUGGUGCCGCGAAGUUGGGUGUAGAUGUCGCCGUCGCAACGCCCAAAGGAUACGAGAUUCCCGAGGAGAUGCGUGGAGUUAUUGACCAAGCAGCUGCCACGGCGCCUAAGGCUGGUUCCCUGUUGGAGACGAACGUGCCCGAAGAAGCUGUCAAGAACGCGGAUAUCCUCGUCACAGACACUUGGGUCUCCAUGGGUCAAGAAGAGGAAACUGCCAAACGUCUUAAGGCAUUCGAGGGGUUCCAGAUCACGUCUGAGCUUGCUAAGCGCGGUGGCGCAAAGGACGACUGGAAGUUCAUGCAUUGCUUGCCUCGUCAUCCUGAGGAAGUCAGCGAUGAGGUCUUCCACGGGCCUAGGUCGCUUGUGUACCCCGAAGCUGAAAACAGGCUGUGGACUGCCAUUUCUGCACUCGAAGCAUUCGUGAUCAACAAGGGUCACAUCACCAAGGAUGCAUAAACAAUAACUACCAGAUGUGCAAUAGCUGAAGGCGAUCAAGACUCAUGAUAAAAUAGAACACCCAAUGAUAUAAACACUG